Molecule: messenger RNA, 1898 nt
Organism: Nyctereutes procyonoides (raccoon dog)
Lineage: Eukaryota; Metazoa; Chordata; Mammalia; Carnivora; Canidae
Gene: TNIP2
Product: TNFAIP3 interacting protein 2
Exons: 6
Coding region: 57-1415 (452 amino acids)
Biological process (GO): cellular response to lipopolysaccharide; regulation of transcription by RNA polymerase II
Molecular function (GO): K63-linked polyubiquitin modification-dependent protein binding
Source: RefSeq, a predicted model, not a curated record
CCAGCCCGGGCGCGGAAGUUGGCGGCACCCGCGAACGGCGGUCAAGGCCCACGGCCAUGGCCUCAGGGGGCGCCGGGUCUGGGGGGCAGGAGGGGGCGGCGCGCGCGGCGGCGGCGCUCUGCGGCCUGUACCACGAGGCCGGGCAGCGACUGCGGCGCCUGCAGGACCAGCUGGCCGCCCGGGAUGCCCUCAUAGAGCGCCUCCGCGCCCGCCUGGCCGCGCUCGAGGGGGACGCGGCGCCCUCGCUCGUGGACGCGCUGCUCGAGCAGGUGGCGCGCUUCCGGGAGCAGCUCCGGCAGCGGGAGGGCGGCGCCGGCGAGGCGGCGCUGCGCCAGGAAAUUGAGAGACUUUCUGAGCAACUAGAAGAAAAAGAGAAGGAGACACAGCAGCUGAUGAGCCAGCCGGAGCACGAGCGAGAGAAGGAAGUCGCACUGCUGCGGAGGAGCGUGGCGGAGAAGGAACGUGCCCGGGCUGCCAGUGACAUUCUGUGCCGCUCCUUGGCUGAUGAGACCCAUCAGCUGAGGAGGACUCUGGCUGCCACCGCCCACAUGUGCCAGCAUCUGGCCAAGUGUCUGGAUGAACAACAGUGUGCUCAGGGGAACCUGAGGGGGAAGAGUCCUGAGCCAGAGUGCACAGGUGGUGCUGCCUCUGUCCAGGCCGUUAUUGAGAAGUUACAGGAAGAAAACCGCCUGUUAAGACAGAAGCUGAUUCAUAGCUUCCUGGUCUCGGCCGCCUUGGAAAGCUCUGUGGCUCUGUCCCCUCAGGUGGAAGACCUCAAUGCCAAGUGGCAGCGCUACGAUGCCAGCAGGGAUGAGUACGUGAGGGGGCUCCACGUUCAGCUUCAGGGGCUGCAGGCCCCCCCAGAGCCCGAGAAGACCUCCUGCCCUGAGCUGAUGAGGAAGGAGAUUUCCAGGCUCAACAGGCAGCUGGAGGAGAGGAUACGCGCCUGUGCAGAUGGGCGGCGGGAGCUGGCGGCCGUUAGGGGGGCCCGUGAUGCGGCACUGGAGCGGGUGCAGAUGCUGGAGCAGCAGAUUCUCGCAUACAAGGAUGAUUUCACCUCAGAAAGGGCAGACCGGGAACGGGCCCAGGGCAGGAUUCAGGAGCUCGAGGAACAGGUGGCUUCCUUGCGGCAACAGGCGUCCUGGACACAGGACCGCCGGGAACCAGGCUCCUGCCGGAUUCAUACAGGGAACAGAACCCCCAAGUACUUAGAGACUGAUGCUCUGGAGCUCGUGGCACCUAGUGGCCGGAGGACUGGGACUGGAUCUCAGGGGCUGGACUUGCCCACCGAGGGCAGGUGUCCUGGAACAACCCGGAGAGGGCAGGGGGACCUUCAGUGCCCUCACUGUCUGCAGUGCUUCGGCGAUGAGCAAGGCGAGGAGCUCUUCAGGCAUGUGGCUGAGUGCUGCCAGUGAGCCCUGUGGCCGGGGCUGCUGUGCCCAGGCACCUCCCACGGGGGUUAGAGAUCCCUCAAGAUCGGGGCCCAUACCAGGUCAGAGGGAACCUCUAGGGGGGCAUGUGCUCCUGGGAAGGAGUGUGGCCCUCCAGCUGGGCCAAGACAAAGGUGGGGCACAGUCAGGCCAGGCCCUCCAGGCCCACAUGAUGGCCCCGCAUAGCCUGCCAGUGGGUGCGCUCUGGCUUGCUGGGAAAAGCUGGCUGCCUGCGGGGACAACACGUGGGGGCCUCAGGGUGAAGGCCUGCCUUGUUCUGGUGACUAAGGACCAGGAGGUUUGCGGAGCUGAGCACAUUGGCCAUACCUCUCACCUGGGGCUGGUCUCUGCCACCGCAGAGCCACGUGUCUGCACUGAACUGCACUGCAAUGCCUUUGCCACAUAUCUGCAAGUCCAGAGACAUUUCACAAUCACUUAUUUUCAUAAUAAAUGCACUUGCUCUGGUGA